Molecule: messenger RNA, 354 nt
Organism: Peronospora belbahrii
Lineage: Eukaryota; Oomycota; Peronosporomycetes; Peronosporales; Peronosporaceae
Source: the annotation of a GenBank genome assembly
AUGCAAAAGUGUUCAUCUACAUCGUCAGACGCCCCGCUCUUGGAUUGCAUAGAGCGAGCUCUACGAAUGUACUUUUCGAGUAAAUUGUCAGUUCAGGACGCUGAAGACCCUGUCCAAUUCCGAACUCAAAUGCUGCAUCACGACGAUGAAAAUGGAAAUGAAAGGGCUGACGAAGGGGACGAUGGCAGAUCUCUUACGGUCCAUCAAGUUUUUGUCGGGAUGUUGGACGCAAUGUACGUGACUCAAUUGGCGGUGAUCCUCAAAGUGUGGAACGAGACUAGCGUAAACCCGCUUCUGGCGUUGGCUACAACCACGGAGGCAGCAGAAUCUCCGAUGCUGACAAUGAAGGCGUGA